Molecule: messenger RNA, 234 nt
Organism: Ambispora gerdemannii
Lineage: Eukaryota; Fungi; Glomeromycota; Glomeromycetes; Archaeosporales; Ambisporaceae
Source: the annotation of a GenBank genome assembly
AUGUCUCGUGAUAAUGCCAUUGCUGUUUGUGGCGCAUUACUGAGCCUGUCAGUGCUUACCGCGGACCGUAUCUUGAACAUGGACGAAACCGGCUUUGUUAUCGCUCCCAAGAUUCAAAAGAUUUUCGCAAUAGAAGGUGCUCGUCAGGUUCAUAACGUCUCACAUGGGAUCGUUCCAACAAUCUCAUUCGCAGGUGAUUAUACUCUACUCGAACUGGAGUUACCAAAGAAAUGA